This is a messenger RNA of Pseudomyrmex gracilis, 2580 nucleotides long. Its product is annotated as protein KRI1 homolog. The transcript is spliced from 8 exons. NCBI's taxonomy places the organism in Eukaryota, Metazoa, Arthropoda, Insecta, Hymenoptera, Formicidae. The coding region runs from base 99 to 2519 and encodes 806 amino acids. Gene Ontology annotation, cellular component: nucleolus; 90S preribosome. Gene Ontology annotation, biological process: endonucleolytic cleavage in ITS1 to separate SSU-rRNA from 5.8S rRNA and LSU-rRNA from tricistronic rRNA transcript (SSU-rRNA, 5.8S rRNA, LSU-rRNA). The record is from RefSeq and is a predicted model, not a curated record.
CCGUGUUCGAGAAAUCUUGAAUGUAGGCACGUGUGAUUGAAACAAGGAGAGAAAAAGAUCUUUUAGGAUUUAAUUUUCUUUUUUUGUAAAGAUUUAACAUGUCUUCGUUAUUUAACGAUGACAACUCGGAUUCCGAUGAAGAGUUAAAAAUAAAUCAAGAUUAUGCCAAUAUUUAUGAUUCCUUUCGUCAAAAAGAGGAGCUGCACAAACUAAAAGCAAGAUAUGGAGAGAAUGCUACAGAUAACGAGUUCAGUGACAGCAGUUCAUCCGAAGAUGAUGAUGAAAAUAUUGAGGAUCCACAAUUUGAUAGAGAGUUUCUCAUGACUCUAGCUUGUUUGAAAAAUGAUGACCCACGUAUAUAUGAUAAAAACGUUAAGUUCUUUAGUGAUACAGUCCAACGUAAGACAUCGGAAGAUGUAGAAGGAAAGAAAACAGAAAAAAAGAAAGAGCAGGCUCUUUCUAUACGUGACUAUGAACGUAAUAUUAUACUGGAAAGAAAUGGGCGUUAUAGCAGUGAAGAUGAAGAUGAUACAAAACAAAGUGCUAAAAUUAAAAUGCCUACUUAUAUUGAAGAACAAAAAGAACUAAAAGAUAGUUUUAAAAAUGCUUUGCAAGAUGAUGACGAUGAGGAUGAAGAUGGCAAUGGUCUUCUAAUGCUAAAACAAAAAACAGACGACGAAAAACAAAAGGAAGAAGCGUCAUACAAAAAGUGGUUGAAAGGUCAAGAAGUACAAAUAGAUUCUCAGGAUCAGAAAAUACUUAAACCACUGCGCGAUUACUGGAUAGAUCCUAAUUUGGAUCCAAAUGAGAAGUUCUUAAGGGAUUAUAUUCUGAAUAAUGAGUAUAUGGAUAAAGAAUCUUACAAUGCGGAUCUCGAGUAUAAUCAUAUUAUUCAUGACAGCGAUGAGAAUCUUUCAGAAGAUGAAAGAAAUGUUCAGAAGCAAGAAGAAUUUGAACACAAAUAUAAUUUUAGAUAUGAAGAACCCGACAAAGAAUUUAUCAAAAGAUAUCCACGAACAAUGGAAAACUCAAUGCGGAAGAAAGAUACGCGCAGAGCGGAAAAGAGAGCAGAAAUUAAAGAAAGAAAAGAGCAAGAGAAGUUGCGAAAGGCGGAAGAAUUGAAACAGUUGAAAGUGUUGGCCAGAAAAGAGUUACAAGAAAAGAUAGAAAAAUUAAAAGAAGUUUCAGGAAAUAAUGAUAAACGAUUUGAUACUUUUGAUUUUGAUACCGAUUUUGACCCGGAUGAACAUGAUAGAAAAAUGAGAGAACUUUUUAAUGAUGAUUAUUACGCUGGCGGUGAGGAUGAGAAUCACAAGCCAGAAUUCCCAGAGAUUGAUGAGGAACUAGAUAUCGAAUCCACAUGGGACAAAUAUGAUCCAACAACAGAUAAAAUCGAUCUGGAUGCUGCUUCGAACAACGAACCUCAUUGCGAAGAUCCAGAUUUCAAUAUGGAUGCUGAUUACGACGAAUCUCGAGCUUUGCAGACUGAACCUAUUGAAAAUACAAAGAAAAGGAAACGAAGGAGACGAUCUAAAUUUGCCGAGCUUCUAGCAAAAGACAAACCAAAAUUUGAUCCUCAACAAUUUCCUUCGUAUAAAAAAUAUUAUGAUGAAUAUUAUUCAUUAGAUUACGAAGAUAUAAUCGGAGAUUUACCUUGUAGAUUUAAAUAUAGGGAGGUAGUGCCCAACGAUUAUGGACUAAGUUUUGAAGAGAUUUUAAUAGCUGACGAGAAAGAAUUGAACAGAUGGUGUUCUUUAAAACAUGCUCUUAAACGCAAAUCAGAAGCAGCAGAAAAAAAUGAUGUUUCCAUGUAUAAAAAAAAAGCAGCAAACGAAGCACUCAAACGAAAAAUUUUGAAGAGUUUAUAUACUGAGCCAGAGGAAAAAGAAGAAGAAGAAAAUAUUGAGGCAGAACAAACUAACAUUAGUACUAAGAAACGCAGGCGAAAGAAGAAAGCUAAAAAUAUAAAUUCUGAUAUAGAAUCUACUAAUAUAGAUGCCGUUUCUAAGGAAACAGUCACACAAAUUGAAGAAAAUGACACAAACAAAGACAAUUUUCAAAAUAACAAUAAUAAUACGGAUGAUGUUUUGAAGAAAACUGCAACGGAAAUUGCAGAAAAUGGCACUAAUACUAACAGUAAUUCUCAUAAUACCAAGAAUAACGAAAACGAAGAUAAAGAUGUAGAAAAGAAAGAUGUGAAAAAUAAUAAGAGCAAAAAGCGGAAGCGAAAGAAUAAAUCAAAUAUUGACUCUGAAUCGAAUAAUAAGAACAAAAAGAGCAAAUCAAAUAAUGAAAACCAAGAUAAAAACAUAGAAAAGAAAGAUGUGACAAGCAAGAGCAAAAAGCUGAAGCGGAAAAACACGUCAAAUAUCAACUCUGAAUCGAAUAAUAAGAAUAAAAAGAGCAAAUCAAAUGAUAACGAGCCAAUAAUGUCCCUGAAUGCAGAAAGAUUAAAGACAUACGGAAUAAAUCCAAAGAAACUAAAGAACAAGUUGAAAUACGGUAAUAAAAAGUUCUAAAUAGUAAUUUGUAAAUAUAAAGAUGUAAUUUAUAUAUACUACAAGUAAAUACACAGUUUAA